This is a messenger RNA of Phalaenopsis equestris, 2241 nucleotides long. RefSeq lists its product as uncharacterized. The record is from RefSeq and is a predicted model, not a curated record. The coding region runs from base 372 to 1940 and encodes 522 amino acids. Gene Ontology annotation, molecular function: sequence-specific DNA binding. The transcript has 11 exons. Gene Ontology annotation, biological process: arbuscular mycorrhizal association. NCBI's taxonomy places the organism in Eukaryota, Viridiplantae, Streptophyta, Magnoliopsida, Asparagales, Orchidaceae. Gene Ontology annotation, cellular component: nucleus.
CGGAUGAUUUCAUUUGAAUUGAUUAGAUAAAUCUAGCUAGGGUUUGAUCGUGUCGGCUUUUGUUUGAUUCUUAUGUUUGUGCUCUUUCGAACUUUCUUGUGUCCUUCCUUCUCAAUUUCGGAUUGACCAGAUUUUUUUUCCUUUGGGAGGAGUGCUGUCAUCGUUUUCAGAGACACCUGUAGGGUUAUCUGAAGUUCUGCAAAAAGGGAUCGGGAGCUAGGGUUUUUGAGAUUUUUGGAGAUAUUUAGAAGUUUAGUGGGAGAAAGGUAUAGUUUUGGUGGAGAGGGAAAGUUUUUUUUUUUUUUUUGAAGAAGAUUGGUUAGGGAUGAUUGCGAACAAGUUUCUGCUGUAGAGAUUAGAAGGAGCUGUUUAUGUUUAUGGAUAUGGAAGGAAGGGGCUUUUCUGAUUUGCUUAGGAAUACGAGUGAAGAGAUUUUCCUUAAGACGAUGAUGGAGAAUCCGAUUGGGAUCACAGCACCGAGCAUGGAGAUGCUAGGGUUCAAGAACAUCUCACAGUCUUUUAGGGGAGACAGUGAAGAACUGUUCAAUAACUGGCUGACGAGUGGAGAGGCAAUUACUUCUGGCUACGGUUCAUCGGUUGCAACUCAUCGUGCCCGACAACCAUCUCGGAGGCUAUCCACAGAUCCCGCUCCAAUCCAACAAAAUGGAGUACCAUCUCAAAAGAAAAACAGUGAUGAUAAUCCAGUUGCUCUCAAUUUAAGCGCCAUCGAUGAACAUUCAAAUGAUCCUGGCCAAUUUUCUCUCAGGAAUGCAGCAGAGAAGGGGUUGCAAUCUAGCAAUAUGUAUUUAGCCAAGGCAUGGUUCCAUAGUAAUCAGCCAAUGACCAGAAGCAGAUCAUCGGAACUAAGGAGGAGGUAUGCUGCAAUGCAAAGCUCACAAAUGGCAACACUUCCACCAGCAUCAGAUAACAUUCCAGCUUAUAAUUCCACCAAAGUAAAGCAGGAAUUUACAAAUUCAGCCAAUUUUUGCGACAUUCCAAUGGCCGAAAUGCCCAACCAAAUCCAUUCUUUCAUGUCUCCUUCUACUUCCUCCACAUCUUUUAACACUCCCCCGAGAGCAACAACUGGCGACAAUGUCUCUUCAGUUGUGAGCAUGCUUAAGGGAACCUUGGAAAGAAAAAGGCUCAACUCCAAGGUUGAAAAAGAAACGGCGGAACUAAGUUCUUCUAACCUUUUUAGCUCUCAAGAAACCAUGCCUAACAUUACCUCAAAUCAAGUUACUGGACCUGCAACGUCCUUCCACAUGGUUUCCCCUAUGCAAGUUACGGGUUUAGGCAACUUGGCGAGGGUGGAGAAGUCGUUAGAGCUAAGCAUCGAAGGUUUUCUUACUCAGGCAAACCAGACACAUAUGGAGGUGGCUUCGCAGGAGCCUUCACUAAGCGAAUCAUCAACUGCUGCACCAGAACCUUCGACUGGCUUUGAUGCGUGCGAUGGCCCGGCUCACUCUGGACAUACAAUCUCUAAUUGUGUGAUUUCAGGUCGACAUGUUGGUGAUGGCACUUCUGACUACGAAUUAAAAACAAACGAUUACAGGGAGAGGAUGUUUGAAAAUAGUUUCAAGGAUUCUACGAAGAAAUCAAAUCUAGUGAGGGUGGGCUCGAUCACUUCAGCAAAUUCAGUGGACACGGCAGAUCCAACAAAGAAAAGGAGGGUUGAGCGCUCCCGCAAGAUGGCUGAGGCCAAGGAAAGGAAUUCUUCACCAGCAUUGCCGUCAGACAUGCAGGCAGUUCUGAAGCGAUGUGAAACUCUGGAAAAAGAAGUUAGAUCUCUCAAAUUGAAUCUUUCUUUCAUGAACAGGAAGGAUUCUGAACAGACCAAACAGAUCGAAGAACUCCAUAAACAAAAUGAUGAUUUGGCGAACGAGAAGGGGCGCCUGCUCGAAGAGAUCGAGCGAAUAAUGUCGGUGUCCGGUCAGAUCUGAAAAAAAACAAUUUUUUUUUUCUUGGCCUGAAAACAUCAUUCUACAAUUUGACUGUUUUUAUAGCGCCAUUGUAUACUCCAAAGGAGAAUUGAGAAGAGGAAUUUUCUUCAGGGUUUGUAUCAGUAUAUGAUGAGGAGAGUUGAAGAAGAUUUAUAAUGCCAACUGUGACUGUGUUAUAUAUACAGAGAACUAUUUGUUGUUUUGAAUUCUGAUGGAAAAAUUUUGAUGUUAUGGGCAUGAGAUUUUGUCCAUUGUGAUGUAUUAUUUUGAAUAAAGCGAUUAAUGUUGAGAAUUGUUCAAA